AGAACAUCGAAGCAUGGCGUUGUUAAAAUAGGUACAAAGCAUUGAGCUCUGAGUAGUUCUUUGACAGAUUACACGAUGUCUGAAAAGGGAGAAGGAGAAGUUGAAAAUUUAAACUCGAGCCAAACCAAAUGCGAGAAAACGGAUGGACCGCCAUCUCCUAAACGACAAAAAACGAUUGAAGUUUCUGGCGAAUUGAAAAAGAUGAGCAAAGAAGCUUUGCUAUCAAAGCUCCAAGAUCAAGAGAAAUACAUCAGUCAAAUGGAGGAUAAGUUAAAGCAAACAUCAAAUGUUGGGGAACUGACGUCUUUACGAGAGUCCGAAGAAAAGCUAAAAUUGCAGCAACAGGAGUCGACACGACGAGAAAACGUGCUUGUGAUGCGGCUAGCGACGAAAGAACAAGAAAUGCAAGAACUUCUGACGCAAAUUCAUGAUCUGAAACAAUCCCAGAAUCCCGCUGGUGAGCAACUCCGCUCCACGUUGCUCGACCCUGCCGUUAAUAUAGUAUUUCAGAGGAUGAAGACCGAAUUGGAUGAGACGAAGGAGAAACUGGAGCAGGCGCAGAACGACUUGAACGCGUGGAAGUUUACUCCGGACAGUGUUACAGGCAAAAAGUUGAUGGCAAAAUGUCGCAUGUUGAUUCAAGAAAAUCAGGAACUCGGUCGGCAACUCUCUCAAGGGCGCGUCGCUCAACUCGAGGCGGAGCUCUCCUUGCAAAAGAAAUACAGCGAGGAACUGAAGACGAGUCAAGAUGAACUGAACGAGUUCGUGAUUCAAUUGGAUGAGGAGGUUGAAGGCAUGCAAUCUACAAUUCUCGCUCUUCAGCAGCAGUUGAAGGGCGCGAAAAAAGAGCUCACCGAGGAAAAGGAAAGCAACGAAAAACACGUAGAACAGAUAGGCAUUCUAAAACGAAGUCUGGAUCCCGUCGGAGCUCAACUGCCAACUUCUGUAGAAGGCAGGAAAACGUUUCCUCGAGACGGCGAUUCGCGUCGUCACAUGACUGAUAGGACAGAGACCGAGUUUGAAGAGUCUGGGCACGAGCCAAUGGAAACCGAUUCCAGCGAACGUGGAAAAGAGAACAUAAAGACUGGAGGAAUUCAGUUUGAGUAUAAGGCUUCUGAACCACAAGUCGAUGAUCUGGGAAUGGACUUCAAUGGCGAAAAGUUCGAAUUAGAUGCGGGAGGUAGUGAUAUCGCGAGGCCAAGCGGUGAACACGUGAUUUUAGACUCCGGCGAUGUUGUUCCUGCUCAUGAAAAUGCGCAUUGUAAUGCAGAAAGCGCUGUAAUUGGUGAUAGUUUUUCGAAGACCGUUGCUUUUGAAAGUGCACGGUCGGGCAUGGAAAAUGACACAACUACGAGCGGAACCUCGAGCAAGUAUGUUCAAAACUCGAAGCUUGACGCGGAGUGCCAACGCACCGCAUCAGAAGAUGACGAGGAAGAAUCGAAGAACGACGGCUUGUAUAAUGAACAGAAAAGGAAAGGCCUGAGAAUUAUCGUGGAAAAUCCUAAAGCGAUUACGGAUCAGGCGAAGUCCAACGUAGAGCGAACAAGAAGCAGUGCCGAAAACACUAGAACAGGUAUGAAACAAGCAGACAUCAGCACAGAGCACCCAAGAACCGUUGACCACUCUGUAAACACCCCGUUCGACGUCGAUCCCAUUCCACUAGAUAAUGGUGGCGCGUUUUGUGCCCCUUCAGAACCAGGUCAGCGAAAAGCGGCUGGGAAUGUUCCCUGUCCAACAACUUUUUCCAUCAGCCAAAUUUUGGGGGAGCCCAGAAGGACGCCCUCGCCCGAUAUACCGUCAGGGGGGGUUGAUGCAGUUGUGACUAAGAUUCCCUACAUCGGAGGGUAUAAAGACUCAAAGAGUGAGUCUACGUUUAGGACCGAAGGUCCCGGGUACAUUAAUGGGGGUAGUAGGGAUGGCUCCCCACCCUUGGUGACUUAGAUGUAGAGGCGAGAAGGGAGGGCAAUGAUUUGUAUAUGUAGGUGAUGAAUUCAUGUUUUUUUUUGGAACUGUUCGCAAUUACUGGAAUAAAAUCCAUUUUAACUAAUUUACGUUUCUAAGUAUUGUCCGACGCAUAUGUUGGUAAAUAAAGUGUUCCGAUGACGAACAUAAAAACUCA
Molecule: messenger RNA, 2119 nt
Organism: Xenia sp. Carnegie-2017
Lineage: Eukaryota; Metazoa; Cnidaria; Anthozoa; Malacalcyonacea; Xeniidae
Product: pre-mRNA-splicing regulator WTAP-like
Exons: 8
Coding region: 76-1941 (621 amino acids)
Biological process (GO): regulation of alternative mRNA splicing, via spliceosome
Cellular component (GO): nucleus
Source: RefSeq, a predicted model, not a curated record